This is a messenger RNA of Mesocestoides corti, 702 nucleotides long. Lineage: Eukaryota; Metazoa; Platyhelminthes; Cestoda; Cyclophyllidea; Mesocestoididae. The record is from the annotation of a GenBank genome assembly.
UUAAAUGAAAAGGGGAAGGAGAAGUGCAAGCCGUAUUGGCCGUUGAAGAAGAAGGACGACGAGGAUGGUCUGCCGAUUUCAACUACCUUUGGCAACUUCUCGGUCACGCAGCAGGCCAGUGAGCCCGGGGCAUCAUUCAUUCGACGUGUCCUCGUAGUCCAAAACACGACUGCUGAUGGUGGCACCAACACACCACGACGCGUUAUCCAACUUCAAAUGACGCAUUGGGAGGACUUCAACGCCCCACGGAAAGACGACUUCCACGCCUUCCUGCAGCAGUACUAUGACGAUCUUGAAAAAAUGAAUGCGAAUUCCAGGGUCCCCGUAUUGGUCCACUGCAGCGCCGGUGUUGGGAGGACAGGAACCUUCAUUGCAGCCGACAUCCUCGCCCGAUACAUUCGAGGCCACUUUGAAAACGCCAAGCAGGACGGCAAGUUCGAGCCUCUCGAUGCGGAGGGUGCACCAGAGGGAGAGCCUGUCUACGCGAACCUCUCCCCCCUGGGGACGGCGUUUCUGCUGAAAAAUCGGGAAACCCUCAACAAGACCUCGAGCGUUGUCGAUGUGUUCCGAACUGUGCUGUGGUUGCGCUCGCAAAGACGUUUGUUCGUUCAACAGGACACGCAAUACAUCUUUCUUUACGACUUCCUGAGCUAUUAUAUUCGCCGGUUCACUGGAGAGGAGGGUAGGUUUUUGGCGUUCUAA